AUGCCAGCAGUCCGGAUUCUGAUACUAGCUGCCUGCUGCUGCUGGCUUCUCCUGCUCCCAGUUCGCUGUUGUGGUCCUGGCCGGGGGCCGGUUGGCGGCCGGCGCCGUUACAUGAGGAGACUGGUCCCACUGCUUUACAAGCAGUUUGUGCCUAAUGUGCCAGAGAAGACUCUAGGGGCCAGUGGCAAGUCAGAGGGCAAGAUCCGACGGGGUUCGGAAAGGUUCAUCAAGUUGGUCCCCAACUACAACCCAGACAUCAUCUUCAAGGAUGAAGAGAACACAGGAGCUGACCGACUCAUGACUGAGCGCUGCAAAGACAGAGUCAAUGCCUUGGCUAUCUCUGUGAUGAACAUGUGGCCAGGCUUGAAGCUGCGGGUGACCGAGGGCUGGGAUGAGGACGGCCACCACGCUCACGACUCUUUGCAUUAUGAAGGGCGAGCGUUGGACAUUACAACAUCUGACCGAGACAGGAACAAAUAUGGCAUGUUGGCCCGUCUGGCAGUGGAAGCUGGCUUUGACUGGGUGUAUUACGAAUCCAAAGCACACAUCCAUGUCUCUGUGAACACAGAUAACUCCCUGGGUGUCCGGUCUGGUGGCUGUUUUCCUGGAACAGCUAUGGUUAUGAUGGAGACCGGCAAGAAAAAACCGCUGUCUGAACUAAAGCUUGGUGACACUGUCUUCACUACAGAUGAAACAGGCCUGUUGAUACAUUCAGUGGUUCUGCUUUUCUUGCACAGGGACCCAUAUAAAACAGCUACGUUUGUGCUUAUUGAAGCUGAGGGACACCCAACCAAGCUCCUUGUUACACCCAAUCAUCUGUUGUUUAUAAAAAGCAGCUCAUCAACAGGAUUUCAACCAACUUUUGCUUAUAGAGUUCAAAUAGGAGACCUGAUUCAAAUCUAUGUGAAUGGCACUCAGGUGCAAUCUUCUAAGGUUGUGAGGGUAUCCGUAGAUGAACAAACUGGAGUGUAUGCUCCCAUGACUGAACAUGGAACCCUACUUGUGGAUGGGGUGCUAACAUCGUGCUAUGCUACCGUGGAGUCACACACACUGGCACAUGCAUCUUUAGCCCCCCUCAGGCUCUUUCAAGGCAUAGCUUCAAUGCUUCCAGAUUUACAUACGAGUGAUGGGGUGCACUGGUACUGUCACAUACUCUAUGUGCUGGCCAAGUAUGUUCUUUGGUGGGAUAUGCCUUAA
Molecule: messenger RNA, 1197 nt
Organism: Xenopus laevis (African clawed frog)
Lineage: Eukaryota; Metazoa; Chordata; Amphibia; Anura; Pipidae
Gene: dhh.S
Product: desert hedgehog S homeolog
Exons: 3
Coding region: 1-1197 (398 amino acids)
Biological process (GO): cell fate specification; smoothened signaling pathway; protein autoprocessing
Cellular component (GO): plasma membrane; Golgi membrane; extracellular region
Molecular function (GO): calcium ion binding; patched binding
Source: RefSeq, marked provisional